Messenger RNA from Erinaceus europaeus (western European hedgehog), 2011 nucleotides. RefSeq names its product G protein-coupled bile acid receptor 1 (gene GPBAR1). The record is from RefSeq and is a predicted model, not a curated record. The transcript has 2 exons. Gene Ontology annotation, cellular component: membrane. Gene Ontology annotation, molecular function: G protein-coupled bile acid receptor activity. Bases 655 to 1647 code for a protein of 330 amino acids. NCBI's taxonomy places the organism in Eukaryota, Metazoa, Chordata, Mammalia, Eulipotyphla, Erinaceidae. Gene Ontology annotation, biological process: G protein-coupled receptor signaling pathway.
GGCCCUGGUGCCUGCAGGUCCAGAAUUCCAGGCACAGCAGUGCUGAGGAAAAUGUGCAGCCACUGGGCCCCUGGAAGGAAGCCCCCCCCCCCCAUACUCCCAGUGUUAAGGGGAGCCUGGGGCUGGUGGCCACUUGGGGCAGAGGUGGGGCAAGAUGGCCCAGGAAGCCAAAUUCAUUAGUCCCGGGUGGGGCAGGGGGAGGGGCGGGCUGAGCCACUUGACUCUUGAGCUGGGUGGUGGGUGGGCAGCCAGGGGCUGAGUUGAGGUGAGUUGAGGCAGGGGAGCCCCCACUCAGAUGGCGAGCUGUGAGUCAGGAAGGGACUCGUGUGAGGUGGAGGGAGCCCAGAGGCACGCCUGCAGCUCUGCAGCUGGGCCGGGUCCCACCCCCGAGAGGCGGGGCGGCCCAGCCCUGUGCUUCGCUCCAUCCCUCGGGGAGAGGAGGGCACAGCCAGGCAGUCGCCGGAACCGGUCGCACUGUCCCCUUGGAGGGGAGGGGAGGCACCAUGCCCUCACCAGCCUGGACACCAGACGUGGCCUGACGUCAUGUGCAGGUGAUACCUGGAGGAAGGCCCAGGCAGGGCGAGCAGCACCUGUGCUGGGGGCCAUGCAGGCUGCCGGCUGCUGCAGACCUCCUCCCCUAGGACAAAGCCUGAGAUGACCCCUAACAACACCAGGGAGGCGGCCAGCCCGGUGCCCACAGGGGUCCUAGGUCUGUCCCUGGCACUGGCUGGCCUCAUCGUGGUGGCCAACCUGCUCCUGGCCAUGGGCAUAGCCAGGGACCGCCAUCUGCGGAGCCCACCCGCUGGAUGCUUCUUCCUCAGCCUGCUGCUGGCAGGGCUGCUCACGGGGCUGGCACUGCCCACACUGCCCGGCCUGUGGAGCCAGAGCCGCCGCGGCUACUGGCCGUGCCUACUGCUGCACCUGGCACCCAACUUCUCCUUCCUGUCGCUGCUUGCCAACCUGCUGCUGGUCCACGCCGAGCGCUAUGUGGCAGUGCUGCGGCCUCUACAGGGGCACCGUGGGGGUGCCCGGCUGGCACUGCUUCCCACCUGGGCAGGGCCCCUACUCUUUGCCAGCCUGCCCGCCCUGGGCUGGAACCGCUGGACACCCGGGGCCAACUGCAGCUCCCAGGCCGUGUUCCCAGCACCCUACCUCUACCUGGAGGUCUAUGGGCUACUACUGCCAGCUGUGGGUGCCGCCGCGCUGCUCUGUGCCCGGGUGCUGCUGGCCGCUCACCGCCAGCUGCGAGACAUCCGGCGGCUGGAGCGGGCCGUGUGGCGUGGGGCGCCCUCCACACUGGCCCGGGCACUGUGCUGGAGGCAGGCCCGUGCGCAGGCUGGUGCCACAUUGCUCUUUGGGCUGUGCUGGGGGCCAUAUGUGGCCACACUGCUCCUCUCUGUCCUGGCCUAUGAGCAGCGGCCUCCGCUGGGGCCGGGGACUCUGCUGGCACUUGUAUCUCUGGGCAGUGCCAGUGCAGCAGCUGUGCCUGUGGCCAUGGGGCUGGGCGACCAGCGUUACAGUGCCCCCUGGAGGGCAGCCAUACGGAACUGCCUCCAGAGGCUGCGGGCAAGGGUCUCCUCUGAGGGCAGCCCAGGCCCCACCUACCACACCAGCAGCCAGAGCAGCGUGGACCUGGACUUGAACUAGGUGUGCCACACCUUGGCUCGGCCUAGAGCCCACCCCAUCCCGACUUUGCCCAGACAUCAGACACCUCUGGCCUGUCUGCGGUGAUGGCAUUCCAGCCCCAGAGAACGACAGAACAGCUACAGGAGUGGGCUGAGGCGGCGGCACAGGAUUGGACUCACAAGAGUGAGGCCUCAAGUUCAAAUCCCAGCAUGGCUUGUGCCAGAGUGAUGAUGCUCUGGCUCUCUCUCAUCAAUAAAUAAAUUAAUCUUAAAUAUAUAUAUAUAUAUAUUCAGAACAGUCACAGAAAGAAGCUCAAGGCAGGUAUGCAUCAAGGAGGAUUCAGACUCUAGAAAGGGGGUUGUAAUUCCCCGCAGCCUCACAAACC